Paramacrobiotus metropolitanus is the source of this 2153-nucleotide messenger RNA. RefSeq names its product selenocysteine-specific elongation factor-like. The transcript has 6 exons. The record is from RefSeq and is a predicted model, not a curated record. Gene Ontology annotation, molecular function: GTP binding; translation elongation factor activity; GTPase activity. Gene Ontology annotation, biological process: selenocysteine incorporation. Bases 351 to 2012 code for a protein of 553 amino acids. NCBI's taxonomy places the organism in Eukaryota, Metazoa, Tardigrada, Eutardigrada, Parachela, Macrobiotidae.
AAUGAGUUGUAAUCUUGUCGUAGUAAAAAGUACUUUAGGAUGGUAGAUUGCAAAUACUGUAAUGUAGUUUGUGUAUCAGCCCCGGAACCCCUUGGCCAGGGGGCCAUGGCCCCCGCAAAAAUUUUUUAACAUAGCAGUCUACGGGGUCGGCUCACGCUAAAGCCAAUACUCCCGCCCCCACCAAACCGAGAAGCUCCAGCCGCCCCUAUACGAAACAGUGAACAAACAAACCACAGAGCCUUCGAAGCAUCUGCCUUGGAUAGUGGAUAUUAUUCUAGUAACAAUUAUUGUUUUGUGUAGAAGUUGCGCCUCUGUCCUCGGCCUGGUGUACAGUUGUGCAUUUUAACGUGAUGGACCCCGCCGCAUUACCCACAAAUAGUUUGAAUUUUAAUGUCGGAGUGCUGGGCCAUAUUGACAGCGGGAAAACGUCUCUCUGCAAAGCCAUCAGUACGACGGCGAGCACAGCCUCCUUCGACAAGAACCCACAAAGCCAGGAGCGCGGAAUCACGCUGGACCUGGGCUUUUCCUCCUUCUGCGUACCGUUGCCAUCGCAUCUCGUCGCCCCGAAUGAUCAGAUCAGAUACAUUCAGUAUACUUUAGUGGAUUGUCCCGGUCAUGCGUCACUCAUUCGCACCAUCAUUUCGGGAGCGCAGAUCAUGGAUCUGAUGCUACUCAUUGUGGAUGUUACCAAAGGCAUUCAGACGCAGACCGCGGAAUGUCUGGUUAUCGGCGAAAUAACGUGUCAGCAUAUGAUCGUUGUGUUGAAUAAAAUUGAUUUGCUACCGGAGAGCAAGCGCGAAGCAAGCAUCAGUAAGAUGAAAUCUCGUCUGGAAAAGGUCCUUCUGACAACGAAGUUCACCGGAUGCCCGAUCGUGGCGGUAGCGGCCCACUCCGGCAGUUCGGAGGGUGAAGCGAUUGGCCUCCAGGAUUUAGUGAACGUGUUGGCCGAAAAGACAUUUUUUCCGAAGCGGAAUGCCAAGGGAUCCUUACUGUUUUCCGUGGACCACUGCUUCAGCAUUCGCGGACAGGGAACGGUGAUGACUGGAACUAUGCUAUCCGGUAGUGUGCGCAUUAACGACAACAUCGAAAUUGUGACGCUGAAAGAAACGCGUAAAGUCAAAUCGAUGCAGAUGUUUCGCCAGCCGGUACAACAAGCGAUUCAGGGUGAUCGAGUCGGAAUAUGUGUCGCGAAUUUCGAUGCGAAGCUACUCGAAAGAGGCUUCGCAGCAGCGCCGGGAACGUUGACUACUUUGUACGGUUUCAUCAUUCAACUCCACAAGAUUCAGCACUUUAAGCCUUCAAUAAAAAGCCGAUCAAAAUUCCACGUGACGAUUGGGCAUGACACAGUUAUGGGGAAAAUCCAACUGUUCUCAGGUGUUCCAGAUAGCGGGGAGAAUUUCGAUGCGAAUCCGGAGUACGCGUUCGUCGAAGAAGUUGUCGAUGCAACCGUACAUCAAGAGAAUGUUGUGAUUUUUGCAUUAAUCGAGCUGGAAUCUCCAGUUAUUGGUCAGCGAGGACAGUUGAUUGUAGCUUCUCGUCUGGACGCCGAUAUCCACCAGAACGCGUGUCGACUGGCAUUUUAUGGAAAGAUCCUCGAGCCUUUUUCGGACAAGGAUUACGCUAGUGCAUUCCUGCCGAAACUGCGAAUCUUUAAGGAGAAAUUUAGAAGCGGACAAGUGGAACGAAUGCAGGAUCCCCAUUCUGUUAUCGUAAAAAACCUGGUAAAAAAAGAAACGGAUACGACAAAAUUUGAAGGACUGAAAGUGCAGUUAUCCACCGGUGAAGCUGGGAUAAUUGAUGGUUCUUUCGGAAAAAGUGGGAAAAUCAAAAUCCGCAUUCCAGAUGGUUUAAAGCAAACAACAAUCGAUCUCUUGAGCAGAAUGAACAAAAAGAGAACGGAUGAAGAUACUGGUGAUAAUACAAAGGCCCUAAAAACAGAGGAUAACAUAGAAGUGAAGAUGAUAUUCAAAAGAUAUGUUUAUGAUUCCAAAAAGAGAAUGAUACAGUCGUAAUGUCGGUGAUUUUAGCUGCUCUUUCUGAUCCUUCGGUGUUACGUUGUAAAUUUUUUGCAUUGGACUAUGUGAGUGGUUGGCUAAAUACUUUUAGCUGGCAUACAGUGCCGUUAGUAAUAAAAAAUAAAGUUCAAAUUAUUA